Molecule: messenger RNA, 942 nt
Organism: Anopheles maculipalpis
Lineage: Eukaryota; Metazoa; Arthropoda; Insecta; Diptera; Culicidae
Exons: 2
Coding region: 1-942 (313 amino acids)
Source: RefSeq, a predicted model, not a curated record
AUGACUUCAGGAUGCAGUGGCAUAACAGUGGUAAUUGUUUUAUCAAUGUUUUCUCUUGUAAUGAGCAAGCCCUUCCUUGGUGAUCUGCUAGCACGUGCGAUAUCUUCCUCAUCUACACCUGAUGAUCCACAGUCGCACAUAACCGAUUUUCGAAUGAUGGCGAAAAUGGACAAAAAAGCUGAUAAAUUACAAUUGAUCGAUGCGAAGCAAAACCGUUCAUCCAACAUCCAUCCCGAAACAUCCAGCGAAGAAGACACACAAUCGAUACAAAUCAGCACCGAAGUACCGAAUGCUGCUUUUCCAGCAAGCACACUAUGGCAACGGUGGAACAGAACCGACCUUUUGGCCCGUAUCAUAGACGACAUUCUGAAGCCAGCACACGAACGAAUUACGCUAGUGUUUCAAACGCUAGUACCCAAAGAUGGUGUGGAAGAUGUACUAAAAGCGAAACAAGUUUCAACUGAUGAACGAUUAAACUCUACCAAGGAUGAUGGAUCCGAUGAACUCAGCGCAGACCUUGAGCCUCUGCAGCAUGAAACUGAACCGGCUUUGUUCGAUCCACCCGUGAACGGAAGUACCUUGUUGGGACAGUUUCAGGCACGCAGAAACGUCAUCAGACGCCGUGUAGCAAAAGCAUUAUCAUCCAUUACGGGGCUGUUGAUACUGGCGGCAAACACGCGCCGAGAAGGCAAUGCACGUAGUACACGAUCGAUAAAACCCGCUGCCGAGGAGCAUAUCUUCUGGACGGAUGAAAAACAUAGACUAGCAGCCUACAGUGAGCCGAUCGAGACAGUUCUAGACGACGAUACCAACGAAACAAGACCUCGAAGAAACGCAGAAUCGGUCGCUAUCUUUCUACUGGAAGUGUUCGGAUCAAUGGCGGGAUUUUCGUGGGGCAUAUUUAAGCAGGUUCAAUCUUUCUUUUGGUAUGCAGUAAGCUAA